This is a messenger RNA of Plasmopara halstedii, 516 nucleotides long. RefSeq names its product 40s ribosomal protein s7. The record is from RefSeq and is a predicted model, not a curated record. Lineage: Eukaryota; Oomycota; Peronosporomycetes; Peronosporales; Peronosporaceae. The transcript is spliced from 3 exons. Gene Ontology annotation, biological process: rRNA processing; translation; ribosomal small subunit biogenesis. The coding region runs from base 1 to 516 and encodes 171 amino acids. Gene Ontology annotation, molecular function: structural constituent of ribosome. Gene Ontology annotation, cellular component: small-subunit processome; 90S preribosome; cytosolic small ribosomal subunit.
AUGUCCUCCAAGAUUUCCAAGCCUGAGGGCCAGACCCCCGACGAGUUUGAAGUGCAGGUUGCACAGGAGCUGUCUAACCUCGAGCAAUCUGCUGCUGAAAUCAAGAACGAUCUUAAGGACUUGUAUAUCACUGCUGCUAAGCAGGUAGACAUUUCGUCUGGCCGUAAGGCGAUUGUUAUCUUCGUACCUUUCCGCCUGCUCGCUUCAUUCAAGAAAAUUCAGGUUCGCCUUGUGCGCGAGCUAGAGAAGAAGUUUUCUGGCCGUCACGUAGUGAUAAUCGCCCAGCGCACUAUUCUGGGCAAAGGUUACUCGCGUGCUAACAAAGGUGCCGGACCCCGUCCUCGCUCGCGUACUCUCUCUUAUGUUCAGGAGCAAAUUCUCGAUGAUCUUGUUUUUCCUACCGAAAUUGUUGGCAAGCGCACGCGCUGCCGUCUUGACGGCUCCAAAUUGCUAAAAGUGCAGCUAGACCCUAAGGACCAGUGCAGGAAUAAGUUUGAGGUAAUUAAAAGUUUGUAG